This is a messenger RNA of Pygocentrus nattereri (red-bellied piranha), 1940 nucleotides long. Its product is annotated as transcription factor HES-4. Gene Ontology annotation, molecular function: protein dimerization activity; DNA-binding transcription factor activity, RNA polymerase II-specific; RNA polymerase II cis-regulatory region sequence-specific DNA binding. Gene Ontology annotation, cellular component: nucleus. The coding region runs from base 1309 to 1821 and encodes 170 amino acids. Lineage: Eukaryota; Metazoa; Chordata; Actinopteri; Characiformes; Serrasalmidae. The transcript is spliced from 4 exons. The record is from RefSeq and is a predicted model, not a curated record. Gene Ontology annotation, biological process: regulation of neurogenesis; anterior/posterior pattern specification; regulation of transcription by RNA polymerase II.
UGAGUUUUAGAAAGUUGAAACUGAGUUUUAUAAAGUUCCACUUGAGUUUUAUAAAGAUGUUCUCCAGAUUUAUAAAGUUCCACUUGAGUUUUAUAAAGCUGUUCUCCAGAUUUAUAAAGUUCCACUUGAGUUUUAUAAAGCUGUUCUCCACAUCUGUUGAAGUUCCACUUGAGUUUUAUAAAGCUGUUCUCCACAUCUGUUGAAGUUCCACUUGAGUUUUAUAAAGCUGUUCUCCAGAUUUAUAAAGUUCCACUUGAGUUUUAUAAAGCUGUUGUCCAGAUCUGUUGAAGUUCCACGAGUUUUAUAAAGCUGUUCUCCAGAUCUGUUCAAGUUCCACUUGAGUUUUAUAAAGCUGUUCUCCAGAUCUGUUGAAGUUCCACUUGAGUUUUAUAAAGCUGUUCUCCAGAUCUGUUGAAGUUCCACUUGAGUUUUAUAAAGCUGUUGUCCAGAUUUAUAAAGUUCCACUUGAGUUUUAUAAAGCUGUUCUCCACAUCUGUUGAAGUUCCACUUGAGUUUUAUAAAGCUGUUCUCCAGAUUUAUAAAGUUCCACUUGAGUUUUAUAAAGCUGUUCUCCAGAUCUGUUGAAGUUCCACUUGAGUUUUAUAAAGCUGUUGUCCAGAUUUAUAAAGUUCCACUUGAGUUUUAUAAAGCUGUUGUCCAGAUUUAUAAAGUUCCACUUGAGUUUUAUAAAGCUGUUCUCCAGAUCUGUUGAAGUUCCACUUGAGUUUUAUAAAGCUGUUCUCCAGAUUUAUAAAGUUCCACUUGAGUUUUAUAAAGCUGUUCUCCAGAUCUGUUGAAGUUCCACUUGAGUUUUAUAAAGCUGUUGCCCAGAUUUAUAAAGUUCCACUUAUGUUUUAUAAAGCUGUUCUCCACAUCUGUUGAAGUUCCACUUGAGUUUUAUAAAGCUGUUCUCCAGAUUUAUAAAGUUCCACUUGAGUUUUAUAAAGCUGUUCUCCAGAUCUGUUGAAGUUGUCCUUGAGAUGAUUCAGCUCCUCACACACUUCAGCUGUCAGUCACCGAUGAUUGACAGGUGGAGCUUUGGGGGCUCUAAUCCCUGAAUGGAGUGGUUUCCUCGGUUGCUGCGACGCUGGUCUUAUGAAUAAUGCACACACUCUUAGCGCUGACCCCACACACUGAGUGUUUUGUGUGGUAUCAUCACCGUGUCUCCUCUGAGGGAGCGUUAACCCCUGAGUGGCACCAUUGUUCGGUGAUUAACGCCACUCAGCCUCGUCUUUAAAUGGCGUUCAGAAGGGCUGGAGAGACGGAGAGGAGCAGAACUCAGUCCACAUACACGGACCUGAAAACGACAUGAACAUCAACUCGGAGAAGAAAUCCCAGCGCAAGCUGUCUAAGCCGUUGCUGGAGCGACGGAGGCGAGCCCGGAUCAACGCCUGUCUCGGGGAGCUCCGUACGCUCCUGCUUCAGUCACAUGUCACACAGGGCUGCCGUCCCUCUAAACUGGAGAAGGCUGAUAUCCUGGAGCUGACCGUCCGGCACCUGCGCUCUCUACAGCACAUGCACCCAGGUGAAGGUGGUGUGUUCAGUGUGGGGUACAGGGUGUGUGUGUGUGAAGUGAGAUGUUUCCUCAGUGCUGACCUGCACACCCCCCACAGGCCGGACGCAGGGGGGACACUGCUGCGGGACGGCAGAGUGAAGGCCACCGUACUGACCACUGACGCAACUGGAACUCAGAAACACAUGCCGAGCCUGCGGGACUCACCAUCACAACACCAGCACCUCUCUGCACUGGACAAACCACUUACUGAGGGUAAAACGCCCAGCAGCUCCAGCUCACUGACCGCUGUGUGGAGGCCGUGGUGACGACCCAUCCAGACACUGUGUUCAGCGAUCUUCCUGCAUUAUGUAGCUCUUGUGAUGCACUUAAAAUGAUGUAAAUACAAAUGAGACACAUAAUAAACAAUAAAUAAUACUUCAACGUU